This is a messenger RNA of Tetrahymena thermophila SB210, 501 nucleotides long. Its product is annotated as ADP-ribosylation factor family protein, putative. NCBI's taxonomy places the organism in Eukaryota, Ciliophora, Oligohymenophorea, Hymenostomatida, Tetrahymenidae. The transcript is spliced from 2 exons. The record is from RefSeq and is a predicted model, not a curated record.
AUGCUACCACAAAUAUAUUAAAAGAAGUGCUCUUAUCAUGCGAAUAAUUAUUUAACAUAUUUGCAAAUAGGUUAAAAAAAGCAAAAUUAAAUUGGAGCUUGCUAUGAAUGUAUCACAUCUAAUGAUUUGUCAGGUGAAAAUUUGAUACUAAUAAAAGAUAUUUUAAAUAUAUCCCAAGAUAACCCUAUUUCAAAGAAAUAUCCUUUUUUAUAGGAUAAAAAACUUGUAAGUAAUAUAUUAAGUGAGUACAUUUCAUAGGAAUAUAAAGACCCGUUAAAAGAGACACUAACUUUUUUGGGAUAAUUAAAGGAUAAGGUUAUAAAUUCAAUUGUAAAUAUCGAAAAAUCUAUUCAAUAAAAUCCCUAAUAAUAUUUUGUUAACAAAGAAGACCUUCUCAAUUCCUAUUAAGAAAUCUCUUAAAAGGGUAAAUUUUUAGAUUUCUUUAAAGAUUAUAUACUUGAAUCUGGCGAUUAAGGCUAAGAUUUUAAGAUAUCACAUUGA